Molecule: messenger RNA, 1711 nt
Organism: Cloeon dipterum
Lineage: Eukaryota; Metazoa; Arthropoda; Insecta; Ephemeroptera; Baetidae
Exons: 5
Coding region: 2-1519 (505 amino acids)
Source: RefSeq, a predicted model, not a curated record
GAUGGUUCCUCCGAGUGCGCCUGCUGAGGACGAAGCAGAGGAGGAGACAGCUCCAGAGGCUCCAGUGCCAUGCGUCACGUGUGACGAAUGCAACCACGACUGCUGUGCUCUCUGUCCCAGCAUUGAUGACAGUAAGUUAAUGUGGUCACGUUUGGGCAAAUGCCUGAUAGUGCAAGUACUGAUCGUCUUCGUGCUGGUGUUGCACUUAGCUCUUAGUUCGCAAAUCGUGGAUGAGAUUAGGAGGUAUGAGCCGCGAUCUUCCGACGAACUGUGCUCAAACCCUGCGUGCGACUGCACCAAAGCAAAUGGGACUGUUGAUAUCAAAUGCGGCUGUCAGCAUUACUUCCCCAAUAUCUCAAAAACGUUUGAGCUACCGUUCCCAGCAAUUAUCCCAGAAAACACGACCAUAUUGUACGUUUCAAAUUGUGACACUGUGAAAAUUGUCAAGAACGAGUUACGUGUGAAAAAUGUCUACUUUCCUACCUGGUUUGGAAUCCAGGAUGUAGACACGUUAAUAAUGGAUUCAACUGUAGCCCUCAUGGGCAGAAAUAUUAUCAUCGGCAAUGUGAGACACAUCCCAGAGUUUCCCAUUGGGAUCCUCCGUAUGGCCGUGAACGGCUGGGUUGAGUCGUUCACGCUAAGCAACGUAACCAAUGUUGAUGUGGUUCGUUACCAGGCCUUUAAUGCAAUUGAGAUGAGCACCAAGUUUGUAAUGAGCAACAUCACCUUCAGAGUCAUUGAAGAAAAUGCUUUCAACAUGACUCUUAUAAACAAACACCACUCUGGAUUAUUUGUUAUGGCUGGCUGUACAAUUGAUGAACUCAAAAGCACUUCCUUCAAAGUGACAGCAGAUUUAGUACAAGUGCUGGGAUGCCACUUUGAGCGGUUGCAGUCUGCAGUGUUUGAGCUUCAAGCUGGUUCAAUACUGUUCUCAAGCAACUUUUUCUCUAAGAGUGUGGAGAGCUUUGCAUUCAACAUUUCUGCCACGGAAACCCAUUUUUAUCAUAAUAUAUUCAAUGAAUUGCGUGUAGAUGCGUUUUUCGGUAUAACUGGUCUUGGUAAUAUAAAUUCAUUCAACUUCACUGGAAAUGCACUGAAGAUUGUCCACAAUGGCUCUCUAAACCCAAACAAAGCUGUCAGCAAAAAUGAUGCCUUGUUGGCCAACUCGUUCCUUAAUUGCACAAGCUCAAACAUCGGUUGGAUUUGGGAGGCUGCCUUUGGUUCUUACGUCUCCACCAACACCAAGGAAUACUACCAAAUGCUGUUAUCCCACGAAAACUGCAACAUUUGCUACAAUUAUCUUGAGGAUCCAGAGAGGCAGACGUGUUUCCUGGAAAACGUUACCAUGAUGUACGACCCACAAAACUUGGACAACAAAAUCAUGAAAUUCUUCAAUGGCUCAGUCAACAAUGAUAAAAUUUGUCAUUUCCUGAUCAAUUCGUCCAUCAUGCUGGAACCAACUGUGAUUCUAUUUGUGCAGAUUGUAUGCUUCUAUCUGGUUGCAUUUUUGAUUCAUUGAACUAUUAAUUGCAAGCCAUUGGCUGCCGUCAAUAUUAUGAACAUUUUAUUUUGAAAGUGAUUAAUAACUUUGUGAGUAAUUAUACAAAAUAGGUUAUUUUUAAGAGUAAAAGUAUAUUUCUUUUCAUUUGCUUUUUUACGUGGCUGUAACGAGUUUUCUCCUAAAUAAAUCACGAUUUAUAGCUGCGCAGUA